AUGUCCAAAACCUCAGAAUAUUGGAUGCAGUUUGCUUUACAACUAGCAGAAGAAGCUCUGACUCAAGGUGAAGUUCCAGUUGGGUGUAUAUUUGUCUACAAAGAUCAGUGCAUUGCUACAGGACGCAAUGAAGUAAAUGAAACUAAAAAUGCAACACGACACGCAGAACUUGUUGCAGCAGACAGAGUGAUUGCUUGGUGUCAGAAAAACAAAAAGACAGCAGCAGAGGUUUUUGAAAAUUCCUCACUUUAUGUUACUGUUGAACCUUGUGUUAUGUGUGCUGGGGCUCUAAGAGUGCUGAAAGUUCCUCUUGUUGUUUUUGGAUGUGCAAAUGACAGGUUUGGAGGAUGUGGUUCAGUAUUAACAGUUUGUGAAGAUGAUUUACCCAACUUUGGAUUGAAAUUCCAAUGCAUCACUGGCCUGUUGAAGGAGAAGGCUAUUGUACUUUUGAAAGAGUUUUAUAGAAAUGAAAAUCCCACUGCACCAGAGGGCAAGAAAAAGAUAAAGAUCUGA
Molecule: messenger RNA, 513 nt
Organism: Lingula anatina
Lineage: Eukaryota; Metazoa; Brachiopoda; Lingulata; Lingulida; Lingulidae
Product: tRNA-specific adenosine-34 deaminase catalytic subunit ADAT2-like
Biological process (GO): tRNA wobble adenosine to inosine editing
Cellular component (GO): cytoplasm; nucleus
Molecular function (GO): tRNA-specific adenosine-34 deaminase activity
Source: RefSeq, a predicted model, not a curated record